This is a messenger RNA of Solanum dulcamara, 2484 nucleotides long. RefSeq lists its product as uncharacterized. Gene Ontology annotation, biological process: DNA integration. The transcript is spliced from 4 exons. Gene Ontology annotation, molecular function: nucleic acid binding. The record is from RefSeq and is a predicted model, not a curated record. The coding region runs from base 1 to 2484 and encodes 827 amino acids. Lineage: Eukaryota; Viridiplantae; Streptophyta; Magnoliopsida; Solanales; Solanaceae.
AUGGUGAAUCUAGGUGAAGCUGCAACUGAAACACUAGGUGCUGAGAACUUCAACUCAAACACAGCAGCAUCUGAGCUGGUAAUAUCAAAUAUUGACCACAAUCAUCCUCUCUUCUUGCAUCAAAAUGAUACUCCAGGUAGCUCAUUAAUUUCUCUUCAACUAGUUGGUUUAGAGAACUACGCGAUUUGGAGUAGAUCAAUGAGAAUUGGAUUAAUAGGCAAGAGUAAGCUUGGAUUCAUUGAUGUUCGACCAGGAUUGCUGGGGACUGUGGUGUAUGGAGGAGAUGCACACAAGGUUUGGUGUGAUCUAAAGAAAAGAUUCGACAAGAUAAAUGGAGCUCAUGAUCUAAGUCAGGAAACCAUGUCAGUUUCAGAUUAUUAUACAAAACUCAAAGGCUUGUGGAAUGACUAUGAUUCAAUUAUGCCUUGUCCAGGUUGUUCAUGUCCUGAGUCUAAGAAGUUUCAAGAUCAUUAUGAGUAUCAAAGGUUACUAGAGUUUUUAAUGGGACUAAAUGAGACCUACUCUGCAGUUAGAGGACAGAUUUUGAUGCAGUCUCCAACUCCAAAUCUGAACAAAGCCUUUUUCCUUGUCAUGGAUCAUAAAAGUCAAAGGAACAUAGCACACACUAACUAUGAAUCAUGCCUUCCUAAACUGAUGGAAAGUACUGCAUUGUUUAGCCAAAAAGGGAGUGGUCAUAGUGUUGGUAAUGGGAAUUUUGGUCAUCAACCUGGUGGAGGUGGUGGUCACACUAAGGAGCAAUGUUUCAAGGUCAAAGGAUAUCCAGUUGGCUGGAGAUCCAAGAAGAAAACUGGUAGUUCUACACCUAGCUCUAGUUCCUUUGCUAACCAAGUUACAGUUGCUCAAAGUGCAGGCUUAUCACACAAUGAAGAACCUAGUGCAGCAUACAAGUCACCUUCAGCUUUCUUCACAAAAGAUCAAUAUCAGCAGAUAAUGCAGUUACUAACCAAAGGCAGUGACACUGGUGGAGAUCAUUCAGCCAAAAUAGCCAUAACAGGUAGAGUUUUAUCAACACUAGUAUCCAAAUAUGUGAAUAAGGAGUGGAUAGUUGACACAGGAGCCACUAACUAUAUGAUAUCUCAAUUGUCAUCACUAGAUAAAUGUACCUCAGUGUCUAAGCCUGAAAGAAGGCAGGAUCUCUAUAGUGGACAGGUCAAGGGGAUUAGUAGACAAGAUGAAGGACUCUACAUUCUCAAGGAAGGCUUCAACCAUAUUGAUCCUACUCAGAGGUUAUGCAGUACUUCUACUGCUCAAGCGUCUUCUACUAGUGCUGUAUAUGGUAGUAGUUGUUCUGAUUCUAGUACAUUAUGGCAUAGCAGGUUAGGACAUGCUCCUAUUGAUGUAAUAAGAAGGUCCUCUAGUCUUGCAGGAGUGGAUAUCUCUGACAUCUCAACUUGUACAGUGUGUCCAUUAGCAAAACAAACAAAAGUUCUUUUUCCUAUAAGCAAUCACACUUCAAAGGCACUCUUUGACUUGGUGCAUUGUGAUGUCUGGGGUCCAUAUAGAGUACCUACUCAUAAUGGAAUGAAAUACUUUGUUACUGUAGUACAUGACUACUCUAGAUUCACUUGGCUAUUUCUUCUCACAGCUAAAUCUGAUACUAUAGUUGUGAUGAGACAUUUUUUUGCUCAAGUUCAUAAUUUGUUCUCAACUUGUGUCAAAGUGCUUAGAACUGAUAAUAAGACUAAAUUCAUGAGCACAGCCUUUCAGUCCAUGUUGUCAACUCUGGGAUUAUAUCAUCAAACCACAUGUGUAUACACUCCUCAGCAAAAUGGUGUGGUAGAAAGGAAGCACAGAACUAUCUUAAACAUGACAAGAGCCUUGAGGUUCCAGGCAUCAGUACCCUUGCAGUUUUGGGGAGAAUGUGUUACCACAGCUGUCUAUAUCCUUAAUAGACUUUCAUCUAAACUUUUGUCUUAUAAGUCUCUCUUUGAGCUACUGUAUCAACAUUCUCCAUCCCUCUCUCAUAUCAAAACUUUUGGUUGCCUAUGUUAUGCUACUUGUCCAGCCAUCACAGAUAAGUUCUCUCCUAGAGCCAUACCUGUUGUGCUUAUGGGAUACUCUUUGUCUCAAAAGGGUUACCUCUUAUAUGAUCUGCAUACUAAGUCCUUAUUUGUGAACAAGCAUGUUGUGUUUAAAGAAGACAUGUUUCCUUUCAGAGACUUUCAAACCUCAUCCAAUCCCAUAUUUCCUAUCUUAACUCAAGUACAACCUGAUAAUGAUCAUCCCCCUACUAGCUUGUCACCUGUUGUUACUCCUCAAGACCCUCAGCUACCACCUACUCCUGAAGACCAUUCUCCACUUCCAUCUCCAACAGCAGUUCCUACCAAAAAGUCCUCCAGAUCAACCAAACUUCCUAUCUGGCUUCAGGAUUUUGUUACUCAAUCCAAAAGUCACUCUUGUCUGUUUCCAGUAUCUGACUUUGUUAGCUACAAACAUGUCACGACCCAGCCCUGUAGGUCAUGA